GUCCGGAUUCGGUCCAGACAGACGGAGCCGGAGCAGCAGAACUUUAGUCCUUCAUCAUGAGGAUCUUCCUCCUCUCCCUGCUGGUCCAGUUCGGAUGCGGCGCUGAGCUCCAGUUGGAGAUGUACGGCAGCCUGGAGUCUCCAAACUUCCCCGACCCGUAUCCCACAGACACCAAGCGGAACUGGACCAUCAGCGUUCCGGACGGAUUCCGGAUCACGUUGUUCUUCAGCCACUUUGACCUGGAGCCGUCCUACCUGUGCGAGUACGACUUCGUCAAGGUGGAGGCGGACGGAGAGGCGCUGGCUUUCUUCUGUGGGAGGGAGGAGACGGACACCGAGGUGGUACCGGCCCAGCGGGUCAUCACCUCCCCCAGAAACUCCCUCACCGUCCAGUUUGUGUCUGACUUCUCCAACGAGGAGCGAUUCUCCGGAUUCGUGGCUCAUUAUAGCGCAGUGGAUAUAGACGAGUGCAGCGAACGCGGUGAUGAGGAACCGCUCUGCGAUCAUUUCUGCCAUAAUUUCAUUGGGGGAUACUACUGCUCCUGUCGCUAUGGUUACCAGCUGCACACAGACAACCACACCUGCAGAGUGGACUGCAGCGGCGCCGUGUUCAGGGAACGCUCUGGCAUCCUGAGCAGCGUUAACUUUCCGGGUCCGUAUCCGAAGAGCUCUGACUGCUGGUACCGAAUCGAGCUGGAGGCUGGGUUCAGGGUCCAGAUGAACUUUGACCCCCGUUUUGACGUGGAGAGCCAUCCGGACAUCAGCUGCCCCUACGACCACCUGAAGAUCCAAGCAGGAAGCAGAGAGUUUGGCCCGUUCUGUGGCGAUCGGUCUCCAGGAAUCAUCCGGACCGACAGCAACAUCGUCUCCAUCCAGUUCCACAGCGACGACUCUGGAGAAAACCUCGGCUGGAGUCUGAGCUACACCGCCACAGGAAGUCAGUGUCCAGUACCUGAGGCUCUGCCCAACGCGGUGAUGGUUCCGAUCCAAUCAGAAUACUCCUUCAAGGACCAUGUGGUGUUCAGCUGUCAGCCGGGGUUCCUCCUGGUCCAGGACGGUGGGACGUCGGAUCGUCUCCAGCUGGAAUGCCAGGCUGACGGCUCGUGGAGCGGCCGUCCUCCUCGCUGUGACAUGGUGGAUUGUGGGAUUCCUAAGAAAGUUGAUGGAGCUGUUGUGAUGUUCGGUCGCCAUGACAACAGCACGCUGUUUGGAGCGACGGUUCGUUACAUCUGCGAGGAGGACGGCGUCCAGCUGAGCAACACUUCGUUCAGGUGCGGCCCAGCAGGAGAGUGGGUGGAUGCUGACGGAGGAACAGAACUUCCUGUCUGUCUGCCAGCCUGCGGCCUGCCUUCUCGGCCUCUCCCCCACCAGGUGAAGCGGAUUGUGGGCGGUCGGAGCGCUGAGCCCGGUUUCUUCCCCUGGCAGGUUCUGCUCAGUGUGGAGGACCUGUCCCGGGUCCCUGAGGACCGCUGGUUUGGCUCCGGGGCCCUGCUGUCUCAGUCCUGGAUCCUGACCGCCGCCCACGUCCUGCGGUCCCAGAGGAGAGACGCCACCGUCGUCCCGGUCGUCCCGCAUCACGUGAAGGUGUUCCUCGGCCUCCACAGCCUCAGAGACAAACAGACGUCCGCCGGCCGCUCCGUCGAUCAGAUCGUCCUCCAUCCAAACUUUCAGCCCGACAACUACAACAACGACAUCGCCCUGCUGAGGCUGAGCGAGGCGGCGGAGUUUAACCGGCUGGUCCGUCCCGUCUGUCUGCCACCGGCUCACCGACAGGACCGUCCGCCUUCCCUCCUCCCCAACUCUCUGGGUCUAGUUGCUGGUUGGGGGAUCUCCAACGCUUCCUCCACCCCGUCCCCGCUGACCUCUGACCUCUUGCAGUACGUGAAGCUGCCAGUGGUCCCUCAGGACGAAUGUCAGGCCAGCUACGCUUCCCGCUCCGUCCGCUACAACAUCACAGACAACAUGUUUUGCGCGGGUUUCUUCCAGGGUGGGCGAGACACCUGCCUGGGGGACAGCGGGGGGGCGUUCGUGAUGCAGGCGGGGCGGCGGUGGGCCGUGUUCGGCCUGGUGUCCUGGGCCGGGCCCGAGGACUGCGGCAGUCAGAGGGUGUACGGCGUCUACACCCGGGUGGAGAAAUACCUGGACUGGAUUCAGAGCCGUGUUCAGGCUGCCCCCUGGUGGUGAGGAAGAGACGCUUCGCCUGCCUGCAGAGACCUGCUGCUCUGCAACAUGUAGAAUCUGAUCAAUCAUUGGAUUUAUCAGGAAUUUUCAUGGAUUGCUGAAAGUUCACACUAUAAACUGAUGACUCUGUGUUUUCACCAUGUGAGCUGCAUAAUCUGCAUCCGAUCAAUCAGCCUGCAAGUUUAAUUCAGAUUAGUAUCUAGAACUUUCUCCACUUCUUUCAGAAACUCCAGACUAUUAUUUUAAAAUUUAUCAGUGUUCUGCAAAAUAACAAAACCUUACCAAAUAUU
This is a messenger RNA of Xiphophorus hellerii (green swordtail), 2470 nucleotides long. RefSeq names its product MBL associated serine protease 1 (gene masp1). Lineage: Eukaryota; Metazoa; Chordata; Actinopteri; Cyprinodontiformes; Poeciliidae. Gene Ontology annotation, molecular function: serine-type endopeptidase activity; calcium ion binding. The record is from RefSeq and is a predicted model, not a curated record. Bases 57 to 2183 code for a protein of 708 amino acids. Gene Ontology annotation, cellular component: extracellular region. Gene Ontology annotation, biological process: complement activation; proteolysis. The transcript is spliced from 13 exons.